Molecule: messenger RNA, 1404 nt
Organism: Grus americana (Whooping crane)
Lineage: Eukaryota; Metazoa; Chordata; Aves; Gruiformes; Gruidae
Product: disintegrin and metalloproteinase domain-containing protein 9-like
Exons: 9
Coding region: 1-1404 (467 amino acids)
Biological process (GO): binding of sperm to zona pellucida; cell adhesion
Cellular component (GO): plasma membrane
Source: RefSeq, a predicted model, not a curated record
AUGCGUUCUAAACUCAGACGUGUCAGUGGGGCAAAAGCCUUUAGCAGCUGCAGCAUCAGGGACUUUGGAACCUUCCUGGAGCGGAACAGGGGCUGCCCUUUCAUCAGGCACGCUCUGCCUCAGCCUUCCUACCGCGCGACCGUCUGCGGCAACGGCGUGGUGGAGCCCGGCGAGCAGUGCGACUGCGGGGUGACGGAGACCUGUGCGCUGGACAAAUGUUGUACUGCCCAGUGUAACUUCAAACCAGGAAUGAAGUGCUCCCUGGGAUUGUGCUGUGAAAAUUGCCAGUUCAAGCAGAAGAACUCGCAGUGCCGCCCCCCCGCCGACGCGCAGUGUGACCUGGCCGAGUUCUGCAACGGGUCCUCCGCGUCCUGCCCCCCCGACCUGUACGUGCAGGACGGGCACGAGUGUGAGCACGGCACCGGCUACUGCUACAAGGGACGCUGCCGGUCUCCGGACCUGCAGUGCCAGGCACUCUACGGGAGAGGUGCAAAAAAUGCUCCUUUGGCUUGCUAUGAAGAAGUCAACAGCCAGCAGGAUAGGUUUGGCCACUGUGGCAACCACCCGAAGGAUGGCUAUCAGCCCUGUUCCUGGCCGAAUCUGGGAUGCGGAAAGUUAGUAUGUACGUACCCGAAUCGUAUUCCCUUCACAAAAGUCAAGGGUGCCGUAAUUUAUGCUCAAGUGCAAGAACAUCUGUGCGUGUCUUUCGAUUUUAUGCACAGACCAACAGCAUUAGAUCCUCUCCUGGUGAAAGAAGGCACAAAAUGCGGUCCCAAAAAGGUUUGUAUGAAUGGCACGUGCCGCCCACAUUCAGUCCUGAAGUAUGACUGCAACGUGCAGAGAAAAUGCCACGGGCACGGAGUGUGCAAUAACAAGAAGAACUGCCACUGCGAUCCGGGCUGGAACCCCCCCCAGUGCAAGACUCGGGGAUCCUCUGUAGGCGGCAGCAUCGACAGCGCGCUGGGCCCCGGUGAGUGCCGAGCUGGGCUUUGGGUGCCCCGUGGGUUUCCUGGGUGCGAAGGCAGCUCCCGUGGCCCCGCAAACGGCCUCGUCGGGCUCGCAGCUGAACAGACGGCCCGUGGCAUCGCCUGGCCCUUACUCGGAGCUGUGUCUUUGCUUCUCUCCCUAGAUCGUAUCGCAAAAAGCUCUGCCCCAGCCGUGCUGAAGAACUGGCUGCUGCUGAGCUUCGGCAGUGUCCUCCUCGCCCUGGUCUGUGGCGCACUUGUGAUUACGAAGUGGAGCCGGCUGAAAAGGUUCUGUGCAAGGAGGGGAUCACACGUGGACGGCCCCGCCGCCGAGGAGGGCAGCGACGGCCGGGACACGGACACGGCCACGGACCCACCCUCGGACCGGGAGCCGGACCGGGACCCGCAGCCGGAGCCGGGGCGGUGCCGCGGGCGCUAA